Molecule: messenger RNA, 897 nt
Organism: Epithele typhae
Lineage: Eukaryota; Fungi; Basidiomycota; Agaricomycetes; Polyporales; Epitheliaceae
Product: Mov34-domain-containing protein
Exons: 6
Coding region: 1-897 (298 amino acids)
Biological process (GO): proteasome-mediated ubiquitin-dependent protein catabolic process; protein deubiquitination
Cellular component (GO): proteasome regulatory particle, lid subcomplex
Molecular function (GO): protein binding; metallopeptidase activity; proteasome binding
Source: RefSeq, a predicted model, not a curated record
AUGGAAUCUGAUAUGGAUGCUUUGCUGGCUCAGGCCGCGGCUCAGCGCGGAGGAGGAGGCGGUGAAUUGCAGGUACCGGACAAUGGCGAGAUGUUGAAGCACGGCCGUGCGGGUGUGCCGAUGGAAGUCAUGGGCCUCAUGCUCGGGGAGUUCGUGGACGAGUACACAGUGCAGGUCAUCGACGUUUUCGCCAUGCCUCAGUCAGGGACGACCGUCUCUGUCGAGUCUGUCGAUCACGUAUUCCAACAGAAGAUGGUGGACAUGCUCAAGCAGACGGGGAGGUCAGAGAUGGUCGUGGGAUGGUACCAUUCGCAUCCGGGCUUCGGCUGUUGGCUCUCAAGCGUCGAUAUCAACACGCAACAGUCGUUUGAGCAACUGGAUCGCCGCUCAGUAGCCGUGGUCGUCGACCCCAUUCAGUCCGUGAAGGGCAAGGUGGUGAUUGACGCGUUCAGGCUUAUCAACCCCGCAAUGGUCCUUCAAGGACUGGAGCCCAGGCAGACGACCUCCAACAUCGGCCACAUUAACAAGCCCUCAAUCCAGGCGCUCAUUCACGGGCUCAACCGUCACUACUACUCGAUCGUUGUGAACUACCGGAAAACGGAGCUGGAGCAGGCAAUGCUCAUGAACCUUCACAAGCGGAAUUGGACAGAAGGUCUCACACUGCGUGACUUCAAUGGCCACAAGGAGUCAAACGAGAAGUCCAUCAAGUCCAUGUUGGCAUUGUCGGAAGCGUACAACAAAUCUGUCCAGGAGGAAUCGACGCUCUCGGCGGACCAGUUGAAGACGCGACACGUGGGCAAGCAGGAUCCGAAGCGGCAUCUGGAGGAGGAGGUGGAGCGAGCAAUAGGAGAUCAGGUGGUCCAAAACCUGGGCACAAUGUUGCUCGCGGAACUGUAA